GGCGGGGCUGAAGCGUCCUCUCAGCUCCAGCUCAGCCAUUCCACUAGAGAGACUGAGGGAGUCCCACACAGCGCUAAACAAUCACAGACGAGUCUCUGCUCUGCAGCGCGUAGCCGUCCAGCAGCUGCUUUUCCUCUCGACCCUCCUGUUGGUUUGUUUUUUUAAAUCGCAAUGUCGGUGUUGAGUCGCCUCGUCGUGUAACUGUGAGCUUGGAGCAAUGGAGAGAGCAUGUGGAGUGUCGCGUUGCGGGAGCAGUAGGAGUGUGGCGGAGCGGGGGAAUCCCACAGCGAGGCCGGGGAACAGCUCACCGAGAGCGGGCAGGAGCAGCUCUCCUAGUCCCGGACGUGGAAGCGAGAGCCCGUCCCAGAGCCACAAGCGGCACUUGGAGGGAGUUCUCAACAAAUACACGAAUUUGCUGCAAGGCUGGCAAAACAGAUAUUUUGUGCUGGACCCUGAGCUCAGUCAGCUGCAGUACUUCUUAAAUGAGCAGAGUAAGAACCAGAAGCCUCGAGGCUCCUUGCCUCUGAUUGGCUCUUCGGUGGCCCCGAGUGAUGAGUUUCCUUUCAUGUUCACGGUCUAUGCUGCUAACGGAGAGCUCUUCAAGCUGAGAGCCCAUGAUGCGUGUGAGCGGCAGCUGUGGAUGACCCAGCUCCAACUCUGUGCCCGUCGCCACUCAGAUAGCAGUGCCAAGGGCUGCCGCUCCUCCUCGGCUUCCUGCUCUUCCUCAGCUGGCCGGACCCGCAGCUUCUCUUUACUCCCGCACCCUGUCCCGCCCUGCUCCUCCACCACCACCCAGAGACAGAACUCCCUGCAUGGCCAUGGGACCCCCGGCUCCAUCAUCACCAUCACCCACCACAAAUCCCCCAUCACCAGCCUCCGGACCUGCAGCCACAAUCCUGCACACCUGCACCAGGUCAAAGAGGUCAUGUCACAGGCAGAGGGCCAGCAGAAGAACCUGUUGAACUCCAUCGAGUCUCUACCCAGCCGUGGGCCGCUCUCCUCGCUGGAUCCCGACCUGCUGCUGCUCAAGGCCACGUCUGCAGCCACACUCAGCUGUCUGGGAGAGUGUCUGAGCAUUCUCCAGCACAAUGUUAGCCAGGCUGCUCGCAACAUUACCGCGCACACACAGGGGAUAAACACAGAAAACAUUUCUGGCUGGCCGGGUCUCAAGCCUACCUCAGACGAGCCGGUGAAGAAUGGAGGAGUGACAGGCCUGUCUACCUCGACUUGCAACAAACCACCUGCAUCCCCAGCACACAGGAGCAAAGACGUGCUGAAAGAUUCUGAGCGCUCCAGUCCAGAUACAGCAGACCCCAGUGAGGAGAACACAGACACUGAGGACAAUGAGGAGGAGGACCUGGGGGUGCUGGAUGACCAAAGGAGCAUCAUCCUCCACUUGCUCUCACAGCUCAAACUGGGCAUGGACCUCACACGGGUGGUGCUACCCACUUUUAUCCUGGAGAAGCGCUCUCUUCUGGAAAUGUACGCUAACUUCAUGGCUCAUCCAGAUAUGUUUCUGGCCAUCACGGCUGGAGCUACGGCAGAGGAGCGCAUUGUGCGGUUUGUGGAGUAUUACCUGACUGCCUUCCAUGAGGGCCGCAAAGGUGCUGUGGCCAAGAAGCCCUACAACCCCAUUCUAGGGGAGAGUUUCCACUGCAGCUGGGAUGUCCCGCGGGAGAAAGUGCGGCCCCUCAGGACUACCAGCUCCCCAUGCACUGUGCCCCCUGCCCCAGCCAAACCCGGGGAAUGCUGCCGUCUGUGGUUCGUGGCUGAGCAAGUCUCACACCACCCACCCAUCUCAGGAUUUUACUGUGAGUGCAAGGAGCGUCGCAUGUGCGUCAACACACACGUCUGGACCAAGAGCAAGUUCAUGGGCAUGUCUGUAGGAGUGUCAAUGGUUGGAGAGGGGGUGCUGCACCUUUUGGAGCAUGAUGAGCAGUAUGUGUUCACGCUGCCCUGCGCCUACGCCCGCUCCAUCCUCACUGUGCCUUGGGUGGAGCUGGGGGGAAAAGUCUCCAUCUGCUGCGCCAAGAGUGGCUACUCAGCAACUGUCACCUUCCACACCAAACCCUUCUAUGGAGGAAAGGUUCACAGGGUGACAGCAGAAGUCAAGCACAACCCCACCAGCACCAUUGUGUGUAAAGCCCAGGGUGAGUGGAACGGUACCCUGGAGUUCACCUACAGCAGUGGAGAAACCAAAGUGAUUGACACGUCUAAACUGCCCGUCAUAAAGAAGAAGAUCCGCCCGUUGGAGAAACAGGGCCAGUAUGAGUCAAGGCGGCUGUGGCAGCAUGUGACUGCGGCACUGAAGUCGGGAGACAUUGACUCGGCCACAGAGCACAAACACCAGCUGGAGGAGAGGCAGCGCAGCGAGGAGAAACAAAGAUCUGCCACGAAUACUCCCUGGAAACCCAAGUACUUCACCAAAGAGGGAGAAGCCUGGGUGUACCACAAUCCUCUGUGGAAGACAACUUGUUGAGGAAAACAAGCCAUAAGCCAGCUGUCCAUCACAGAGGCCAGUGCGCACAGAGGCAGAGCCACGGAGGAAGAGCGCUGGCCAGCCAAUGGAACAAGAGGAGCCGGACUGCACCAGAGCAGAGGCUGACCAUUUCUCUGACAUCUCCUAGAGAGUUAAAGGUGCCAAACACAAAUAAUAAUCAAACCCAAGAGUGGAAUUACCCACCCCAGCAGCUACCCAAAGACCCGAGAGUGGAGAAACCCAGCUCUGCAGCUACCAAAAGACCUGCCGCCCCAACAGGUGCUCAAGGACAUUCUUCCUUCCUUGCUACUGGGAGAAUUCACAUGUGGCGGCCAGAUGAAACAACUUUGCAGUCUUAUUUUUCUUCUGUAUUUAAGUUUGCUCAGUCACAUAUGCUUCCUGGUAUAUCAGGGUUUGGUUUCCUAAAAUUGUAGCACAAUGGACACCCUGAGAGGCUUUUGGAAAAAACCCAGUGCUGAUCAGCCGCUUCAAAUAAGGCGGAAUGCUACUGGUACACACAGCUGCUUAUGAGACUGAAAGAGAGGGCAGAGGAGUGUAUCACCCAAUCACCAAGUGUAACACAGAUGUCUGAUAUAAGUGGUUAUCAAGGUAAUGGACCUCUUAGCUUAACAGUGAUUGUUGCUUAUACAGUCAGACAUUGAGAAAGGGAAGUGCUCUCAGAAGGCUCGCACAGUAACUGCACAUUCCUGUCCUCAACACUUUUGAAAGUAUGAGUGAGGUUCCCAGAUUUCAUUCACUGUAAUAUCCGAUUCCUUAAUGAACUCUCGGUCUGUGUGAUGUUUGCCUCAGCUGGUAUCAAGGAGCCAAGAAAAACAGAGUGAUUAUACUUUUCUAAUGGUUUCUUUGCCUGAACAAUGAAAGGUAUUAUGAAAGAAGAGUCUAUACUUGUGUGAAGCAUAGCUUCUCUACCAGGGAGAGACGGGAACGUGAACUGAAGCAGAAACAAAUUAGCACUUUACUGAAGGGCAGUGUUCAUAAGCCUCUCAUGGCAACCACUAUAAACUUGUAUAGAAACUUAUAAAGGUUAUAGGUUAACAAGCACCAGUUGCCAUAUAACCUGCUGAGAGGAAAUGACAUCAGAAUGGACAAAAGCAGCCUUUGAGACAACUGAUUUAUAUAUACUUAAGUUUUUAUAGAUGUUUAUGUAGGUUUAGGUCAGUUGUCUUCUAGCCUUAUCAGUGCUAUGCUUCAGUAAAGUGUUACCAGCGCUGUACAAAAUCAUUCCCACAAAUCAGGAACGUCAGUGUAGCUGCAUGCAUUUCUGUCCCACUGGUUAGAAAGGCCUCGAACCUAUAUUUUAAGAAAAUUCUUUACUGAUUCCCAAAAUAAUUGUUUUUCACAAGUGUUCUCCAGCUAGCCACUGCACAUUUUACUACAUGCUGUUUUUGUUUUUUUUUGUAGUAAACGGAUAUGAACAUUCCUCUCAGCUCUUACCUCAUGCAGUAUAUACUCAUCAUUGAGGGAGGGACACUUCUGAAGUAGAGCAACGGAUUGUGGUCUUUGGAGGCAACUUGUGCUGUUACACCACCUUAUUUAAAAGAGCUACUUGGAAAUCUUAAAAGUGCAAAGCUUAGUUGAAAUAUCGUUAUACUGAUUACUUUGUCAGCCAGCUAUGCUUCUAUUGUGACACACAACUAACUCAAAUGUCCAUAAACAAAAAUGAACUUCACGGAUUUGAGUGUUUUAAGUUUUCACCUUGGAGUACCAGAAUCUCAUGACAUUGCACCAGGGGCUGACACUGCCUCUGAAUUUAGAGCUUGGAUCUCUCAGACUUGCUCUGUGGAUCUGAGACUGAACCUUUACACAGGCUCAGUUAAGGUCAGAAUCGUACCACACUCACCCAUGUUCAUCUUAUUCUCUACGUAGAUUGUAAAGUGAACCAGAAGACAUGACUGACCAGUCAUAUUUAAAGUUGACCUAAAAGGCAAAAGAGGCACUUUCAGGCAUCAUGUGAAUGAAGAAGCACUUUUGCACAUUGGUUAGAAGUGCAUGCAGCGUUGGAGCACAUCCUGUUGAUGGCCCAUGUCUGCGUGACAAGAAGUGAUGUGCAGCAGCAUAAUGUAUUCAGAGCUUAGACCAAACACUUUGUCCACUAGUGUAAAAACUAUGCAACACAGUAAUUUCACUGUACACAAUGAGGGAGAUGACACUCCCGCACUAGACAAUGUGUUGGUUAAAUAAAGAAAUGUGAAAUACUGUAUACUUUCCAGCCACUAGUGAAUAAACCCGAUUGAUAUAUUGGGGAUAAUUACUUGGAAUUAAGUGUAUAACCUAUGCCUGAACAACUGAGCCUAGAUCGAUCAUCCUUUACUGGCUAAUUAGUGCAAAUUGUUUCUUUUUUUUCAACAAUAAAAGCAAUUGUGUAGUAUUUUAUGAAUUUGUAAAAGCUGGGAGAAACAGUUGACCAAUGUCACUAAGUGACUGUAGAUUUAUGCCCACUAUUUAUAAAAUGCUGCACAAGUAAACAAAUGUUAGUGACUUAGAACUUCAUAUAAACAUAGUAAAUAUAGCAGGUAAAUUCAGUGCUUGAGCUUUCCAAUUGCUGUAUAGCAGAAAUUAAGUCACAAGCAAAUGAAGUCUAAACUUGUACUGCCACCUAGAGGACAGGCUUAUUUGUACCAAAACACUUCUUUACGUUAACAAAAAAAAUAAAUUUUCAUCUCAAUUUUGUAGCAGAACAAUCAAGACAAAUGUGAAGUACAGGAAAUGCAAUUUUCCAUCAAAAUUAAAAUCAAAGUUCAAGGCUUUCCCUUUCCCUGCAGUGGGCUCUACAUUCCUUCUACUGGAAAGAUGAUAUGGUGGAGCGAGAAUUUAACUUUAAAAAAUGUAAACACAUUUAUAAUUUUUUAUUAUAAUGAAACUGCUGUGUCUUUAAAAUAGCCAGAUAGCUAGACGGGGGGAAAAAACAAAACAGAUGAGACAUUGAAAAACAAAAAACAAAGUGCAAACAUGGUCCGCAGAUAAGGCAGAACCUUUCGUUUACUCCUUUAAUCACAAAGGCAUUGCUCAUUCUAACAGUAGCAUCCUUCCUUACUUUCCUUAUAAACUUUUUACAAUUCAUGAAAGAAACUCCAAUUUACACAACAGAGACAGGUUUUUCAUUUCUUGAUGACAUGCUGCCCUUUUUUAAACUUUCAUUUUGUUCUUAUAAAUAAAUACCUUUAGAGUCUGUUAUGUAUGAACUAGAUAUGAUGUUAGGCUGUUAGAAUGAGGCAGCAUAGUCCUCAGAAAUGACUUUAACCUUCCUCCCAAUCACACAGAGAUGAAGCAAAAGCAGUGCACUGAGGAAAGGAAAAACCAAAGAAAGAAAGGAAGAAAAAAAAAAAAAUACAUGGAGCAAGAGACCAAACCAAGAUCUGAAGUGUGUGAACCAUUCCUAUGACUGUCCACUAGUAGCGGUUGAAAGAAGAAAUUAAACCAAAGUGAGGGAGAUGCAGAUUUGUCA
Pygocentrus nattereri (red-bellied piranha) is the source of this 5945-nucleotide messenger RNA. RefSeq names its product oxysterol binding protein-like 10b (gene osbpl10b). The record is from RefSeq and is a predicted model, not a curated record. The transcript is spliced from 12 exons. NCBI's taxonomy places the organism in Eukaryota, Metazoa, Chordata, Actinopteri, Characiformes, Serrasalmidae. Gene Ontology annotation, cellular component: cytosol; membrane; intracellular membrane-bounded organelle. Bases 218 to 2479 code for a protein of 753 amino acids. Gene Ontology annotation, molecular function: cholesterol binding.